GGGGCGAUGACUUGUGGGUUUUUUGAGGGGUUUGGGUGGACUAUAUAGGUGGUUGAGGGCGGUAGCUCCUCAGUAUAGGCUCUUCUGCUGUACCAUCAUGACAGGAACGAUUCUGCUGGCCAUCGCUGCGGCCUUCGCCCUCCUCCACCCAGGAGGAGCGAAGGUUGCCGACGUGAAGGACAUCUCCAACCCUUGCGGCGGCACUGGAAUGGGUCCAUAUGACUACAGCCAGCUGCUGUGCAUGUCGUUCGUGUUCUAUGAGGCUCAGCGCUCAGGGAAGCUGCCGGGGAACCAGCGAGUCACCUGGAGAGGCGACUCAGCCCUCAAUGACGGCUCUGACGUUGGCCACGACCUCACUGGCGGCUACUACGAUGCUGGAGACUUCGUGAAGUUCGGGUUCCCGCAGGCCUUCACCGCGACCUUGCUGGCUUGGGGGCUCAUCGACUUCUCUUCUGGAUACAACUCUGCCGGUCAGACAAACUAUGGUAAAGACGCUGUCAAGUGGGCCACCGACUACUUCCUCAAGUGUCAUACCGGUUACUACGAGCUGUACGGCCAGGUUGGAGAUGGACACAUCGACCACAACUACUGGGGCCGGCCCGAGGAGAUGACCAUGCAGCGACCCUCCUACAAGAUCGACAGCAACAAUCCCGGAAGUGAACUGGCCGCAGAGACCGCUGCCGCCCUGGCUGCCGCCUCCAUUGUCUUCAAGAGCGACGGUAGCUACUCCAACACCUUGCUGAGCUCGGCCAAGGAACUAUACCAGUUCGCCGACGAGAAGCGCGGAAACUACGCCAAUUCCAUCCCUGUAGUAACCGACUUCUACAACUCGUGGAACGGGUACGGAGAUGAGUUGUUGUGGGCAGCGGCGUGGCUCUACAGGGCCACCGGAGAUUCAAAUUACCUCAAUAAGGCUAAGCAGCACUGGAACGAAUUUGGUCUCGGCAAUCCCCCACAGCAGUUCUCCUGGGAUUCCAAAGCUCCCGGAGCCUAUGCGGUGCUUGCCAUGGCUGACGGCGACUCCAUGUUCUCAAGUGCCCUCCAGACCUACAUGAACAACAUCAGGAACAGCGCGCCCUAUACUCCGGCCGGCCUGGUGUACCUCGACGCCUGGGGCUCCAACCGACAUGCCGCCAACGUCGCCUUUGUCGCCUUCAUGGCCGCCAAGCUGAACAUCGACGCCAGCGCUAACCACGCUUGGGGCAAGAAACAGAUCGACUACAUGCUGGGUACCCCGCUCCACUCCUUCGUGGUGGGCUACGGCAACAACGCCCCUCAGCGCCCCCACCAUGCCGCCGCGUCCUGUCCCGACGAGCCUCAGACCUGUGACCCUAACUGGGCCAUGAACCAGGCAGGAGCCAACCCGCAGACACUCUGGGGCGCCCUUGUCGGCGGCCCUUCGCAGGACGACUCCUACUCCGACGACCGCGCUGACUACCAGCACAACGAGGUGGCUAUCGACUACAACGCUGGCUUCACCGGCGCCCUCGCCGCCCUGGUGGAGAACCACUCCAAGUACUCGUUAAGUCUCGGUAUAACGUCCACAGGUCAGACGGAGGACGCUCAAGCUACCCUCAAGUGGGCGACGGAUUUUCUUCUGAAGUGUCACACUGGACCCUACGAGUUUUAUGGCCAGGUCGGUGACGGCCACAUCGACCACAACUACUGGGGCCGGCCCGAGGAGAUGACCAUGCAGCGACCCUCCUUCAAGAUCGACUACGAUCAUCCCGGCUCGGAGCUCGCGGGCGAGGCAGCAGCCGCCCUCGCCGCCGCCUCCAUCGUUUUCAAGGAGGCCGACCCAGACUACUCGGCGGAGGUGCUCGCGGCUGCCAAAGAACUCUACACUUUCGGAGACGAGAGAAGGGAGACUUACCACGUGUCUAUCCCAGAGGUCCAGGACUUUUAUUGGUCCUGGAGCGGGUACGGAGACGAGCUGGCGUGGGGCGCCCUCUGGCUCUACCGCGCCACUCUCGACGACUUCUACCUGGCCCGCGCCAAGGAUCACUGGGUGGAGUUCAGCCUGCAGGAGAUGCCGAGGGAGUUCUCCUGGGACUACAAGACGUUGGGCGUCUAUGCUCUGUUCGCCACGCUGGACGAGGACCCGCUCUACAGAGAGACGCUGCUGGAGGGGCUCAACCACUUCCAGAACGACUUCCCGUACACUCCUGGCGGCCUGGCCUUCAUACAGUUCUGGGGAUCCAACAGACAUGCCGCAAACGUCGCCUUCAUCUCCCUCCUGGCAGCUAAACUGGGCAUCGACGCUGAGGUGAACUACGAGUGGGGAGCCAGCCAGAUCGACUACAUGCUCGGGGACACCGGACGCUCCUUCGUGGUUGGCUACGGAGAGAACUCCCCAGAGCGGGUCCACCAUGCUGCAGCGUCCUGCCCUGACCUGCCGGAGGUGUGUGACCCUGACUGGGCCAUGAUGCAGCCGGGCCCUAACCCUCAGACGGUGUGGGGCGCCCUGGCUGGCGGCCCUAACCAGACCGACUGGUUCUUGGACGACCGCGAGGACUACGUUCACAACGAAGUAGCCCUGGACUACAAUGCUGGAUACACUGCCGCCCUCGCCGCCUUGGUCGAGCUCAGUUCCGCAGUUUAAGGCUCUGACAGCACUGCAGGAGCUGAAGGAGUCCGUCGAAGUCACUCCCAACGAUACACUUCUUCAGGCUUUGAAGGCGCUCUUUGUCACCACUCCCAACGAUACACUUCUUCAGGAAGUGUAUCGUUGUACUGUGUCAUCGACAGCUCUUGCAAGAACACUUCUCUAGGAGCUUGAAGAAGCGUCACGUAAGCAAACAAGCGGAUAUACAAGAAGCUUAAUUAUAACUAUGAGGUCGUCUCGUAUUAUUAUCGUUAAUAAUUAAAAACGUUUUUGAAGCCGCUAAAAA
This is a messenger RNA of Procambarus clarkii (red swamp crayfish), 2891 nucleotides long. RefSeq names its product endoglucanase E-4. Gene Ontology annotation, biological process: carbohydrate metabolic process. Lineage: Eukaryota; Metazoa; Arthropoda; Malacostraca; Decapoda; Cambaridae. Gene Ontology annotation, molecular function: hydrolase activity, hydrolyzing O-glycosyl compounds. The record is from RefSeq and is a predicted model, not a curated record.